Molecule: messenger RNA, 273 nt
Organism: Entamoeba dispar SAW760
Lineage: Eukaryota; Evosea; Mastigamoebida; Endamoebidae
Exons: 2
Coding region: 1-273 (90 amino acids)
Source: RefSeq, a predicted model, not a curated record
AUGAUUACUUCCAAGUAUUUUAAUGAUAUUAAAGAUUUUAUUAAUUUAGAAAUAGGAAUUAAAAGAUUUCAAGGAAAUAUGGAACGAUUUCAUUUUAAUCCAAUUCCUUUAAAUGAACAUUCAAGAAAAUUAUUUGCUAAUAUUGAAACAUUUCAUAUUUAUAAUAAAUAUGAUAAAAUAUUUAAUGAUGGAAAAAUAUUUAAAAAAAUAAUAUGGUAUUUAAGAUAUAGUUUAAUAUUAGAGUCAUUGACACAGUUACAUACCACACAAUAA